Messenger RNA from Mesocricetus auratus (golden hamster), 2377 nucleotides. RefSeq names its product DTW domain containing 2 (gene Dtwd2). The coding region runs from base 100 to 999 and encodes 299 amino acids. The record is from RefSeq and is a predicted model, not a curated record. The transcript has 6 exons. NCBI's taxonomy places the organism in Eukaryota, Metazoa, Chordata, Mammalia, Rodentia, Cricetidae.
UUACGUGCCGCGCGUGCGUGGCGAGGACGGCUUUCUUCAGCGCGUGGCGCCCCCCGGCGGCGGCGCUCCCUCAAUGCGACGGCCUGGUUAACUCCAGCCAUGGAGCCGCCGCAGGAAGAGGCGCCAACGCUCGCGGAGUCCCUGCCUCGGCCUCCUGGGGCCUCGGGGUCGCCGACGCCGGACGAAGGGGAGCGGCCGGAGGGCAGCGCAGCGCUGGUGGCGGCUCCCGCGGGCGCCGACGGGGACAGCGCCGGCGCGGACGGGCUGUGGGGACUGCCGGUGGAGCACGCCGAGCGCAGGCCCGAGUGCAGCCGCUGCAGCCGGCCCCAGAAAGUGUGCUUGUGUCCAUAUCUACCAGUGCACCCACUCCAAAUCUCCACCCAUUUGUACAUAAUUCAGCAUCCGGCAGAGGAAAGCAAAGUCUUGCGCACGGUCCCUCUGCUAGCAGCGUGCCUGCCUCCUGACAAGUGCACAGUAAGGAUCGGCCGCCGCUUCAGUGAAGAGCGAGAUAAUGAACUUUCAACUGUUUGCCGGGACCCUGGUACAUUAAUAUUAUAUCCAGGGGCUGAAGCUACUAAUUUGGAAGAAUUUAUAUUAGAUUCUCCUGUUUAUCCUUCCACAAUCAUCCUCAUUGAUGGUACAUGGAGCCAGGCUAAGGACAUUUUCUAUAAGAAUUCCUUGUUCCGACUUCCCAAACAGGUGCAGUUAAAAACUAACAUUUGUAGUCAAUAUGUAAUUCGGAUGCAACCAACUAGCAGGUGCCUUUCUACCUUAGAAUGUGCUGCUGCUGCACUUUCCAUUUUGGAGAAAAAUAACUACAUACAAGAGGCUUUACUUCGCCCUCUUCAAGCGCUGUGUUCUUUCCAGCUUCAGCAUGGUGCUCAGAUUCGCCUCAGCAAGGAGUAUCUUCUGAAAAACGGCUUAUAUGCCAAGCCGAUGCCAAAGAACAAACGCAAACUCAGGAAGAUGGAGCUGUUAUUAAGCAGUGCGAAAAUUUAGCGCAGCUGUCCCCGUGUGCUUGUUCACCUGUCUAACUGCUAACUGACAAGACUUGGUCAGUUUUCCCCGGGGGCUAGGCUUGAGGGCUGUGACUCCGCAGAAGGAAUGCUGGCAGGCACUUGUGCAGAGAAAGGUGCUCCGCUAAACAGCAUCAGACAGCACACUUCCAGACACUCCGUGAAAGGCAAAGUUUCACAGUGUGUUGUCUUUUGUUUGGGUUUUUAUUUUUCUGAGACAGGGUUUCUCUGUGUAGUCUGUAGAUCGGGCUGGUCUUGAACUCAGAGAUCUACGUUCCUCUGCCUGCUGAGUGCUGGGAUUAAAGAUGUCUGCUGCCAUCAUCCAGAAACUAUAUUUGUUUUUCAAUAUGUGCUUCUAAUGCACUUUUCUUAGAUCUGUUCAAAAUACAAUUAGUUGUUGGUCUAGAGUAAAGAGUUGUUGUCUAUAAAAUGAAGAAAAUUAUGCCUGGGAACUGUUGUUUCCAUUAGUGUUUUCUAAUACCUACGUAUAUAUAGAUAAGUGAUAGGACAUACCCUGCAUUAUUUCAGCCUUACUGUGAAAUCAGGGUUACUUGUUUUAUUAAAUAAUGUAAAGGAAUAGGGAAACUACUGUUUAGGCUUGAACUUGGACUCAGUGAACGUGAUUUACACCUUCUGUAAUUGUCUGGAUUUUUACAUUUGAAAUAGCCUAUGUUCUCAUUGGGAGUCCUAAGUUUUAGUUUUCAGUGUUCAUUUACUGGUUGUGAUAAGAGGUUUUUGGUGAAGUUUCCAUAUGGAAAUGAUUGUAUAAUACAGUUAUCAUUUUGAGUACAUAUUUCUGUAAGUAGCUCUACUUAAAUUUUUUUAAGAGCAAAAGUUUUCAGUGUGGAAGAUUAAAUUUCCUCACACCAUUAGAAUAUUUGCUGAGAUUUUGUAUAGAGUAAGAGAAAUUUAUAACUUUAUAUUUAUAUACAAUUUACAGUUAAGUAAACACUUCGACAAGAUCAGGGUGUUUUCAUUUUGACCUUUGUUCAUGAUUACUACAGUUUCCUGAAUCCAGUGUUAAAUGGAAGGAAAAAUCAAGCGUGUAGUUUAGUGGUGAUUUUGAUAAAUACUGUGUGUGACACAAACAUACACUGGUUUCUGAUGUUUUUCAUGCUCAUUUCUUUAUUAUUGGCCCACAUUAGACACUCAUUAAUAGCUUGGCUGAUCCCAAUUAAAAUGCUAUAAAUAUGUGGCAAAUUAUGUAAAAAUAUUUAAAAAUAUUAAAAUUUAGAUUUGUGACUUCAAUUGCUGAUUUAUAUUUGCAUUUAAAAAUAAGUUGGCUUUUUAUAUUCUAAAUGUCUAGUAUCAAACGAUUAUUUGUAUAAUAAUGAAAAAUAAUAAAAUGUAUAAUGGUUUCA